This is a messenger RNA of Sugiyamaella lignohabitans, 579 nucleotides long. RefSeq names its product translation initiation factor 6 (gene TIF6). Gene Ontology annotation, molecular function: ribosomal large subunit binding. The transcript has a single exon. Bases 1 to 579 code for a protein of 192 amino acids. NCBI's taxonomy places the organism in Eukaryota, Fungi, Ascomycota, Dipodascomycetes, Dipodascales, Trichomonascaceae. The record is from RefSeq and is a predicted model, not a curated record. Gene Ontology annotation, cellular component: preribosome, large subunit precursor; nucleolus; cytosol. Gene Ontology annotation, biological process: maturation of 5.8S rRNA; assembly of large subunit precursor of preribosome; ribosomal subunit export from nucleus.
AUGUGCCAGACCACUAUUGCUGGUACCCGUAUCGUAGGAAGAAUGACUGCUGGUAACAGAAGAGGCCUUCUUGUGCCUAUCCAGACCACAGAUCAAGAGCUCCAACACUUGAGAAAUACCCUUCCCGAUACCGUCAGAAUCCAAAGAGUCGAAGAGAGACUAUCGGCUCUUGGUAACGUCAUCUGCUGCAACGAUUACGUUGCCCUUGUGCAUCCCGAUAUCGAGCGUGAGACCGAAGAGCUCAUUGCCGAUGUCCUUGGCGUCGAAGUUUUCCGUCAAACUGUUGCCGGAAACGUUCUUGUUGGAAGUUACGCUAGCAUCACAAACCAGGGAGGCCUUGUCCACCCACAAACUUCUGUCCAAGACCAAGAAGAGCUCUCAUCCUUGCUACAAAUCCCCCUUGUCGCCGGUACCGUCAACCGCGGUUCGGCUGUCAUCGGAGGUGGCAUGGUUGCCAACGACUGGCUCGCCGUGGUCGGUCUCGACACCACUGCCCCAGAGCUCCACGUCGUCGAGAGCAUAUUCGGUCUCAACAACGAGACCCCCGAGAAGGACAUGCUCAUCGAGCACUACUACUAG